Messenger RNA from Brienomyrus brachyistius, 1749 nucleotides. Its product is annotated as olfactory receptor class A-like protein 1. Gene Ontology annotation, cellular component: membrane. The record is from RefSeq and is a predicted model, not a curated record. Bases 151 to 1113 code for a protein of 320 amino acids. Gene Ontology annotation, molecular function: pheromone receptor activity. Gene Ontology annotation, biological process: G protein-coupled receptor signaling pathway. The transcript is spliced from 2 exons. NCBI's taxonomy places the organism in Eukaryota, Metazoa, Chordata, Actinopteri, Osteoglossiformes, Mormyridae.
GCUGAAGGGAGAGUCAGGCCAGAUAACUGGGAGAAAGACUGCAGGACGGGAUAGCCCAUCAUCCACUGGCAGUGGAAGAAAACAAAUAUUAAGAGUGACACCGGUCCUGCUGAUGUCACCCGUUUGUAGACCUUCCUUGCGGUGCCAGCAAUGGAGUCCAACAGUCUGAUCCGAGGGCUGCUCUUCCUCCUCCUCACAGUGGUGGGCGUCCCGGGGAACAGCCUGGUGAUCUGGGCCUUUGUCCGGGUGGCGAGCCACGACCGGCGCCUCCUGCCUGCGGACGCCAUCGUGCUGCACCUGGUCUCGGUGAACCUGCUGGUGGUGGUCGUCCGCUGUCUCCCGGAGACGCUGGCCACCUUUCGGCUGGUCGCCAUCUAUAAUGACGCCAGCUGCCGUGGCAUCAUCUACGUGUUCCGCACCGCCCGCACCCUCUCUAUCUGGCUCACCUUCGUGCUGAGCGCUUACCAGUGCCUAAGCGCUGCCCCGCCGGGAUCCCGCUGGGCCCAGGUGCGUGCCACCGUUGCCCACCACCUGAGCUUCAUCUUCCUGGCGCUGUGGCUGGUGAAUUGCAUUGUCAGCUGCCCGGCGGCCAUCUACUCCCUGGGUUCCCGCGACAACUCCAGCCUCAUGGAGCACAGCAUCAAUGCGCAGUUCUGCCUGGUGCAGUUCCCCUCCGGCCUUGCCAGGGACGCAAAUGGAGCAGUGCAGACUGCCCGUGACGUGGUGCCCAUGGUCUUCAUGACCAUGGCAAGCAUAAUCAUCCUGGUCUUCCUCUACCGCCACAGCCAGCAGGUGAAAGGCCUCCGUGGCGGAACCAGUGGAAAGUCCAGGCCCUCGGCAGAAAGGCGGGCUGCCAAAGCCGUCGUUACCUUGGUGACCAUGUACGUGGUGUUCUACGGCGUCGACAAUGGCCUGUGGGUGUACACCAUCACCGUGACUCAGACCCUGAGCUCCGCGCUGGUGUCUGACCUCCGAGUCUUCUUCGCCUCCCUUUAUGCUUCUGUAAGCCCCAUCGUCAUCAUCAUCUCCAACAAGAAAGUGAGUCGACAGAUUCAGUGCCAGUCAGAGGAGAGCACUGCCCGGACCCCGGAUGCUGCCCUUUCCGCUGCCUGAGAUCGGAUUCGGCUUCUCGUUGAAACGAUCCACUUCCCAUGUGUGUACAGACGCAGUUAGGUGAGGCAGAACUUCAUUGUUCAUCACAGGGCAAGAGACCAACGGUGGUCUUUGAAUAUUCAUGUUAUGCUCCUCUUGAAAUUGUCGCCUGUAGAGGAUGUUGCCUGAUAGGACUGUGGGGGCGACUACUAACAACGCUUACAGUCCUGCGCUGUCGACUGAAGAUCGGCUGGAGCCACCUGACACCAACUGCUCUUCUGAAAGCCUCAUGUGAAAUUGUUAUUUAUAUCAGGGACGCCAACUUUGAUCAGCUGGCUGGAGUGAGAUUUUCACAGUGGAGUGUCUGCACAUACAUGUAAACACAUUUACAUGUAUGUAACAGUUUUAUUACCUUGUAAAUAGUCUGUAAGGUUUGCAAACUGUCCUAACACUUUUGGUGUCGCUACUUUUAGGUAUAUAAUGGAAUAAAAUAGAUUUUCUGUAAGAUUUCUUGCGUCUGAAAGUGCAGUUAAAUGCCAGAUGAGUGAGACCUGGCGAACCUGCAGUUUGCUUGCUAAAGGUGAUGUAGUUGUGCAACCAGGUCCAUCAAUGUAUUGAAUGAUGAAACAAUGGAACCAUUAAAAUGCUUUUUGUAUA